This is a messenger RNA of Mesocestoides corti, 1089 nucleotides long. The record is from the annotation of a GenBank genome assembly. NCBI's taxonomy places the organism in Eukaryota, Metazoa, Platyhelminthes, Cestoda, Cyclophyllidea, Mesocestoididae.
AUGGAGACUGCGCAUUUUCAGUUGUCUGUCGUAUCUGCGGAUCAGCGACUUCCCUCCCAAAUAGUAGAAGUCGAGUCUGAAUGGACUACAAUUGAUUUAAAGAAACAUCUUAGCAAAGUGUAUCCGGGCGAACCUCCCAUAGACAGCCAAAAAUUGAUUUUCGCAGGCCGCAUACUUUCCGAUGAUUCUAAACUGAGGUCAAUACUUGGACACAAUUCUCUUUCGUCUACUGUGCACCUCGUUUUGUCUCCUUCUGUGGCAAAUCAAGCUAAGGCUGCAAUGACAGUUGGGAAGUCUGAUGACAUUUCGGAGGAAGAGUUGUCAGAAUUGCGGGCGCAGUAUUUACAGUAUCUUGCUGAAUUUAAUGGGAACGCAUGUGCGCAGCCUAAUGGAUUUUCUUUUGGCUCUCAACCUUCUGUGCAAUGCAACGAAGUAAAUUUGGAGGAAGAUGAUGAUGAUGAUGACGAUGAAUUGAAUGUGGAAAUAGAGGUCGAGCAGGAUGUGCAACAGCAACCGGGCAAUGCCCUGCAGCGUCUUGUUGGUGCUAUCGGUUUUCAGGCAGCUCAAGAGGGUGCCUUUGAUCAGGAUAAUGAGAUGGCUCCUGGGGAGGCGUUCGACCUUUUCGACUUUGCUUAUACCGUCUUUCGAUUAGGCUUUAUGCUAGCGAUUUGCAUUACUUACGCAUCAUGGCAGCGUAUGGCCCUCGUCACUGCAGUUGCUAUGUAUUUCUACUGGCGUAAUGGGGAUCGUCAAAAUGCCGCACACCAGCAACCCGUCGAACCGCCUCAACAAGCUCAACAGGCGCAGUGGCCAGCACCAUCUGUGGAUGCGCCUAACGAGAACUCAACUGUGGCCGACGCCUCCAAUUCCCCUCCACAGUCUGAAGCGGCUGCGCCAACUGAGGCCGCGUCACCCCAGACGCAAUCGCAGGUGGCGACAGGUGUUGCCGGGGGACAGAGCGACGUGGAAGAAGUGGGUCGUGUUGGUAAGAUCGCGGAGGCGCUGCGCGCGUUCGGAGGCAUGUCAGUUCAACUAGUCUACGCCAUCUUCUCUUCGCUUGUUCCCGAGCUGCCCGCGCGCAUCGACUAG